AUGCAACGAGAAGACACUUUACUCUCAGCAACAAAUGAAAAUGAAACGAAUCUAAUUUUAAUUGAUUUUUUAACCCAUGGUCAACUACUAGCAAAUAAUUCCUUGUUUAUUAAACUCAAGAACAAGAUGGAAGCAGGAACUCGAUGGUUAGCACGAGGUUUUUCUACAAAUUUUGAAUGGGUUCAUUCAAUCGGGACAACAGUAGAAUCAUCACAGAACGAUUUUCAAAAUAAUUGCGAAACGCAUGUGUAUCUAGAAUUUCCGUAUGAUGUCAAAAUCAGUUACAAUCAGCAAUGUAUUUUAAUCACUGACUUUCUCACUCAUCAAUUGCUCGUAUGUGAUUUAAUGAAUUACUCUCCUAAAGCAUACAUCGACGCUCCGAGCGAUUUUCCUACUCAUCAAAAGUUUGUGUCUCAAUGA
Messenger RNA from Naegleria lovaniensis, 420 nucleotides. RefSeq lists its product as uncharacterized. The record is from RefSeq and is a predicted model, not a curated record. The transcript has a single exon. NCBI's taxonomy places the organism in Eukaryota, Heterolobosea, Eutetramitea, Acrasida, Naegleriidae. Bases 1 to 420 code for a protein of 139 amino acids.